CAAGAGGGAGCCUGAAGAUACUUAAAAUAGCCAUUUCUGCACUAAAUACACGUGGAAAAUUGGAAAAACAACCACAUUAAGGAUUGCACGGGAAUCCGGAAGGUGUUUCUUCUGCACAACACUCGUGGCGCUGAUUGCCAUCAAAGUGUUCACCUAACCUCAAUCUCCGUCGUAAACAUUGGGAGGAAAAUUGUGAAAAAUCGCGAGAAAAAUGAUUUUUUGCAUGCAAAGAAGUAAGAAUUUGCUAAAUAGACUCCCACUCUAUACAUCCACAUGCAAAUUAUCGAGUGUCAAUGGGAAUAUCCCGAAUUAUUGCCUGAAUUCUGUGAAGAAUUACGACUAUGAGAACUUCCUGUCUCUUCUUUUGCUGGAAAAUUCCCUGAGAAGGAAAGCUUUCUCCAUUCGGGCAUUUAAUGUGGAAAUUGCACGGGUUAAUAGUCAAGUUUCUGAAGCAAAAAUCGGUGAGAUGCGACUGAAGUUCUGGGAAGAUGCCGUGGAUAAAGUUUUCAAUGCUAAAGACGUCCCAAUCCCGGAACAUCCUGUAGUGCAGGAGCUAAAAAACACCUCUCGGGAAUGUUCUCUGUCAAAGAUGUACUUCCACAGACUGAUUAAAUCACGCAAAAGAUUGGGAAACGUCUCCUUUCUCACUGUUAAAGAACUCGAGGAUUAUGCUGAGCAGACAAAUUCCAGUGUCUACUAUUUAAUGCUCGAAGCAGCAGGUGUGAAAAAUAUUCAUGCAGAUCAUGCAGCAUCGCACUUAGGGAAAGCUCAGGGAAUCACAAAUAUCAUCCGUUCCCUUCCCCAUCAAAGACGCAAUGCAAUCAUCCCCAUCCCCCAGGAGAUUCUCCUGAGGCACGGAGUGAGUCAGGAGAGAGUUUUCCGGGAUCGUGCUGAUGACAAAGGAGUGGAAAAUUGUGUCUUUGACAUUGCCACAGUGGCUCAUCAGCAUCUGGCAAAGGCACGAUCGCUCAGAGAUAAAAUCCCACGAAAUUGUCUACCAAUCUUCCUGCCAGGAGCAACACUCGACAGAUACUUGGAACGCUUGAGGCGUGCUCAUUUUCAUCCAACAACAGAACAUCUGCAGAAGCGAGAUAGCGUCCUACCUCUUGUUCUCUAUUGGAAUAAGUUCCGUUCGAGAUUCUAGAGAGGAGUUCAUCAGUCCGAGUAUACCCUUUACGACUUUUCCUUUUUGUGAAAAUAAAAAGAAUUUUAAUGUGAUUUUUAUGAAGUCAAAAGUCAACAAAAAUAAAUUAUCAGCAAGAAAGCAAUGAGGGCAAAAUUAGGCUUAAAAAAUAUUCUUCUCUGACGUUGUAGGUAUAUUAAGUGCGUACGUAGGUAGUUUAUGUAAAUUAAUAAUGAAUAUAAAAUAAAUUAAAAA
This is a messenger RNA of Lutzomyia longipalpis, 1378 nucleotides long. RefSeq names its product NADH dehydrogenase (ubiquinone) complex I, assembly factor 6 homolog (gene sicily). The coding region runs from base 212 to 1144 and encodes 310 amino acids. Gene Ontology annotation, biological process: biosynthetic process; mitochondrial respiratory chain complex I assembly. Lineage: Eukaryota; Metazoa; Arthropoda; Insecta; Diptera; Psychodidae. Gene Ontology annotation, cellular component: mitochondrion. The transcript is spliced from 2 exons. The record is from RefSeq and is a predicted model, not a curated record.